UCUGUCUCUGCUUCUCAGCUUGAUGAGCCACUUGAAGUCAAGUGGGGCCUUGUCUCGAAGCUAACCAAUACUGACAUUUUGGGUGCAGUUGACGGCAAUACCCUUCACUUCCUUCUGAACAGGUGGGUGAACUGAGGUCCAGAGGAGCGAAGCCUCGUGUUCUCCCCAUCUGCCAUCUCCCAGGACUCCCCAUGCAGAGGGAUUUGGAAGAUGGUCCCAGUAAAAGAAUCCGGAAGUUCUCCCGGCGAGUUUUUGGUCGGCGGCUUUUCAAGAGCGAGAAGUUUAGUAACCAGGGCGCCUACUUGGAAAUUCUCCAGGCAGCAGGGGAGUUUGGGACUUUUCAGAGGAGGCUGGUGGCCCUCACCUUCAUCCCCAGUUUGCUGACUGCCUUUUUUGUGUUUGACGGCGGGCUGCUGCAGAGGACCCAGCGUUAUCACUGCUACAGCGACUGGCUUUUGACCAUCCAGCCCAACUUGACCAGGGAAGAGUUAUAUAACCUGAGCCUGCCCAAAAAGGACGAUGGCUCCUUUGAGGAGUGCCAGAGGUACUCGCCAGUCCAGAGGGACUUCGACUCCAUCGUCAAGUACGGCCUGAAUGAAACCGAAGAGUGCCAGAAAGGCUGGAUCUACAUUCAACCCGAGUACUGGACCUUGGCCAGAGAGUUUAACCUGAUCUGUGACAAAAGCUCCGGGCUCUUGGAGGCCCGGGCUAUUUUUGUGAUUGGCAUUUUGUGUGGAUCCUUAAUCGUCGGGACCUUGUGUGACAGGCUGGGAUGCUACAGAACCAUUCUGACCAUGAUGGCGUCCUACGCCUUUUUCGGGUUCGGGACGGCCUUCGUGCCCAACUUCAAAGUCUACAAAGUCUUCCAGUUCGGCGUGGGCAUGACCAUCAUGUGCUACCAGAUCAGCAGCAUCAUUUUAGUUUCAGAAUGGUUGGUCGUCUCCCGGAGAGCUCAAGCCAUUGCUUUGGAAAACUGCUUUUACGUCCUGGGUCUCAUAAUGUUUUCUGUGCUGACCUCUAUGAUCCCUCAUUGGAGACUGCUCCGGCUGGCCGGAGCGUCCCCCGUGUUCCUCCUGAUCUCCUACAUCUGGAUUCUUCCCGAGUCCCCAAUGUGGCUGUUGACGAAAGGAAAAACGGAAAAGGCAAAGGACAUCCUGUGCAUGGCGGCCAAUGUCAACAAGAAAGUCAUACCCCCUGAGCUCUUUCAGCAGCUGAUCAAAGAGAAGAUCCACUAUGGAACAAUACUGAACAUCCUGCAAAGGCGCCCCCUGAGGAGGAUACUCGCCAUCCUGUUCUAUAUGUGGUUUUCCAUGGCUCUCAGCUAUUUUGGGCUGAUUUCCAAAGGACACCAGCAUACGAAGGAGUACGGAGGCUAUUUGACGUUAGGACUUAUGCAAAUACCGGUCCAUCUUUCCUGCAUCAUCCUCACGGAGAAGCUGGGGAGAAAAAACAGCCAGAUCUUAAGCCUUUUCAUAGGAGGCUUCUCGGGCCUGUCCACUGUCUUCAUCCCCAAUGAGCCGAACUCCCUCGAUCUAAUUUUGAUCCUACUGAAUCAGAUCGGACUGACUGCUGCUAUAACCAUCUCCUUUAUCUACACGAUUGAACUCUUUCCCGUUUUCCUCAGGCAGGUGGCUCUUGGUUUCCUAUCUAUGGCCUACAGCUUCUCAGCCGUUGUCAUCACACUGAUUGAGACCGUGAAGCAGGACCAGCCAGAAUUUAUGAUGACGAUCUGUGGAUCACUGACCAUAAGUGGGGGAUUCCUCGCUUUACUACUUCCUAAAAAAUGGGAAACAAAAUCUUCUGAGGAGAAGAGUGAAUCUCCCCAAGAAAAAAGUGACCUGCAAGAACUGUGAGAGUGCUGAAAACCCCAGCAAUCAAGCACACAAAAGGAGAGUCCUUGGAAGAUCAUGACAAUACUUUCGACUUGGUGGGCAGACCGAAAAGACUGGAUCAGAACAGCAAGCCGUCUACAUCAGCUUUCCGGAGCCUCAAUGAGACCUUCUGGGGACUGGAGGAUAGGUGAUCCAUGCUCCGACAUCGGUACCCACCGAGCCUUGGCCGGGCCCACGCCGGCCUCGAUCUCACUCAUCGAUCAAAUAUACCACAAAGUGGUCCUUAAAAUGACGGUCACGAGAUGAUGUUAAUAAAGGCUCCCCAGUUCAUCAAAACACAGCAGCCAGGUGGU
This is a messenger RNA of Antechinus flavipes (yellow-footed antechinus), 2185 nucleotides long. Its product is annotated as solute carrier family 22 member 14-like. Gene Ontology annotation, biological process: transmembrane transport. NCBI's taxonomy places the organism in Eukaryota, Metazoa, Chordata, Mammalia, Dasyuromorphia, Dasyuridae. The record is from RefSeq and is a predicted model, not a curated record. Bases 192 to 1853 code for a protein of 553 amino acids. The transcript is spliced from 11 exons. Gene Ontology annotation, molecular function: transmembrane transporter activity.